This is a messenger RNA of Insectozyma verbasci, 2175 nucleotides long. NCBI's taxonomy places the organism in Eukaryota, Fungi, Ascomycota, Pichiomycetes, Serinales, Debaryomycetaceae. The record is from the annotation of a GenBank genome assembly.
AUGUCAAACGUAAACCAAUUGACAAUAUAUGGAGUUGAUAUUCAACUUAUUCGAACAUUAUUAAAGAUAAUUAUAUUUAUUUCAAUUGCUGGUGCAGCUAUAAGUUCAAGAUUAUUUUCAGUAAUUCGAUUUGAAGCAAUAAUUCAUGAAUUUGAUCCAUGGUUCAAUUUUAGAGCUACUAAAUAUUUAGUAACUCAUUCAUAUUAUGAAUUUUUAAAUUGGUUUGAUGAUAGAACUUGGUAUCCUUUAGGUAGAGUCACUGGAGGAACAUUAUAUCCUGGAUUAAUGGUUACUUCAGGUGCAAUUUGGCAUAUUUUGAAAAAUUAUUUUAAAUUACCUGUUGAUAUUAGAAAUAUUUGUGUGUUAUUAGCACCGGCAUUCAGUGGAUUAACUGCUAUAUUCACUUACUUUUUGACAAAAGAAAUGAAAGAUUCAUCUGCUGGUUUAUUAGCUGCUAUAUUUAUGGGUAUUGCUCCUGGUUAUAUUUCAAGAUCAGUUGCGGGAUCCUAUGAUAAUGAAGCAAUUGCAAUUACUUUAUUAAUGGCAACAUUCUAUUUCUGGAUAAAAUCAAUGAAAAUAGGAAGUGUAUUUUAUGCUACUAUUACUGCUUUAUGUUAUUUUUAUAUGGUUAGUGCAUGGGGUGGUUAUGUGUUUAUUACAAAUUUAAUACCAUUACAUGUUUUUGUUUUGUUGUUGAUGGGUAGAUAUAAUCCAAAAUUAUAUACUGCUUAUACUACGUGGUAUGCAUUGGGAACUUUAGCUUCAAUGCAAAUUCCAUUUGUUGGAUUUUUGCCAAUUAGAUCAAAUGAUCAUAUGGCUGCAUUGGGAGUUUUUGGUUUAUUACAAUUGGUUGCAUUUGGUGAUUAUGUUAAAUCAAAAGUUCCAAAUAAACAAUUUAAAAGUUUUUUAAUAGUUUCAGUUGUAUUUGUUUUUGGUUCUGGUAUUGCUGCAUUAUUUGGUUUAACUGCAAUGGGUUGGAUUGCUCCUUGGACUGGAAGAUUUUAUUCAUUAUGGGAUACAAAUUAUGCAAAAAUUCAUAUUCCUAUAAUUGCAUCAGUUUCAGAACAUCAACCAACUGCUUGGCCUGCAUUUUUUUUCGAUACAAGUAUGUUAAUAUGGUUAUUCCCAGCUGGGAUUUAUUUAUGUUUUCAAGAUUUAAAAGAUGAACAUGUAUUUGUUAUAAUUUAUUCUGUAUUAUGUUCUUAUUUUGCUGGUGUUAUGGUUAGAUUAAUGUUGACAUUAACUCCGGUUAUUUGUGUUUCUGGUGCAAUUGCAUUGAGUAAAUUAUUUGAUGUUUAUUUGAAUAUAAAAGAUGCAUUCCAUGGAGACAACAUUUCAAUUUCAAAAGUAAUUAGUAAGUUAACAGUUUUAUUAUCAUUUGGUUUUUAUUUAUUUUAUUUUGUUUUACAUUGUACUUGGGUUACUUCAAAUGCUUAUUCAUCACCAUCAGUUGUCCUUGCUUCAAGAAAUCCAGAUGGGUCACAAAAUUUAAUUGAUGAUUAUAGAGAAGCUUAUUAUUGGUUAAGAAUGAAUACUCCAGAAGAUGCUAAAGUUAUGGCAUGGUGGGAUUAUGGUUAUCAAAUUGGUGGAAUGGCAGAUAGAACAACUUUAGUAGAUAAUAAUACUUGGAAUAAUACUCAUAUUGCAACUGUUGGUAAAGCAAUGGCAUCACCAGAAAAUGUAAGUUAUGAAAUCCUUAAAAAACAUGAUGUUGAUUAUGUUUUAGUUAUAUUUGGUGGAUUGUUAGGUUAUUCUGGUGAUGAUAUAAAUAAAUUUUUAUGGAUGGUUAGAAUUGCUGAAGGUAUUUGGCCUGAUGAAAUUAAAGAAAGAGAUUUUUUCACAGAUAGAGGUGAAUAUAAAAUGGAUAAAGAUGCAAGUGAAACUAUGAAAAAUUCAUUGAUGUAUAAAUUAUGUUAUUGGAGAUUUUCUGAAUUAUUUGGUGGUAGAGAUGGAGUUGAUAGAGUUAGAAAUCAACAAAUUCCAAUAAAUGCAGUACCUGAAUUGAAUGUUGUUGAAGAAGCAUUUACUUCUGAGAAUUGGAUUGUUAGAAUUUAUAAAGUUAAAGAUUUAGAUAAUGUUGGUAGAGAUUUAUACGAUGCUACAAAAUUUGAGAAUAAAAAAUCCGGUAAAAGAAAUAGAAUUGUUAAAAGACCAAAGAUUGAUUUAAGAGAAUGA